Messenger RNA from Caenorhabditis briggsae, 2736 nucleotides. The record is from RefSeq and is a predicted model, not a curated record. The transcript has 8 exons. Lineage: Eukaryota; Metazoa; Nematoda; Chromadorea; Rhabditida; Rhabditidae. Bases 1 to 2736 code for a protein of 911 amino acids.
AUGCCAAUUUGGAUGCCCCUAUCACCGCCGGAUUCCGACGGUGACAUGUGUGAUUUGCGGAUGGAAGAGGACUGUUUCGACUUCGUCUAUGAGAUUGAGCAGAUGAGUGAAGCACGUCUUCCUCACGUCAUUCACGAGUUGAGACGACCAUCCGCCGAGAAACAGCAACAGCAGAAUAAUAAUGGGAAUGAUCACAAGAAUCUGAGCAAUCAGUUGAGCAAUGAUAUUCAAAAAGACAAGGAUUCGGUGUAUGACGCCGUCGCCAAGAUGAUCUCCAUCCCAUCAACUGAUAAGCUGAUGGCCGCCUCGCCAGCCUACACGGAUAACUCGUUCUCAAUGGACGACACGAGCCAAGAGCCGAAAGUUCUCGAUGGAAGCUCCGCCCACUUGGAUCAGGGCACUUCGUCGUCGGGUCCGGUGAUUCCACAACAGUUGCACCAUCAACACCAUCACCAUCAUCAUCAUCAACAAGCACAACAGCAUCAAAUGCCACAACCGCCGAAGCCAAAGAAGUCAAGAACUGAUAAACGAGCGGUAAGCGAGAGAAAAGAAAAAAAAAAGAGAAAAAGGCUGAAAAUGAUGAUCCAGGAGAACCAAAACCGCACCGUGGAGAAUCGUGAGGUGAAACGAGCGACGACGCCGCCAGCCGCAUGGCGAGAAGACGCCGAAUACGACGGUCCCGAGUGGAACAUCGUCGAGGACUACGCACUGCUCCAAUCGGUUCAAGCCGAGUUCGCGAAUGCUCACAAAAUUGAGAGGCAACCGGAGAUGGAGGGAUUGCUCAUGAAUUGGGAGCUGGUGGCGAGCGCUGUGAACAAGCACACACGAUUCUAUCGAUCCGCCAGGCAGUGUAGUAUUCGAUACCAAAUGUUCGUACGUCCAAAAGAGAUGGGACAACUCGUCGCCUCGGAUCCGAUCACGAAAAAAGUGAUGAAAGUGGACUUGUCGACGCUGGAGCUGUCGCACCUUCGACGCGGACGAAUGUCCACAUUCAGCCAGUAUGCACACGAUUACGGUAGUAUGACUGAUAAGAAGUGGUCGAAUCGAUGCAAGGUGGUCAAGCAGACGGCCGCGAAACGACAAGUUCAAUUUUGGAGAGGACCCAGAGGUCUGAAACCCUCCGAAUCUCUCUCUCUACUAUUUACAGAUAUUAUGUCUCGAAACCUUCAAUCUCUGGAGACUGGAAUCCCGCCGGCUCACAUUCCGAAACUCCAAGAGUUCGAUGUUCGUCCUGGUGUUCAUUUGAACGCUGAGGAGGUGAUUACGAUGAGUCCAGAGGCGAUUGCCGCCUAUGAGCAGAGCAAGAAGCGCUUGAUGAUGGCGAAUCGGCAACCGAGACCGCCACCCCGUCAAGACUAUCGCUUCCAAUCGCUCGUCAUCCGUCCCUAUACCGUACCAAUCGCCACAGAUCUCGAACCAACACCACCGCGUCGAGAAAUGGUCAUCGCCGUGCCCCCGCUGGUCCCGGCCGCCCCCAUUGCUCAGCCUCCACCAGCUCAGUCGAUUCACGCGGCGCCACAGAACUCUCAACAACAGCAGAAUGCUCAUCAGAAUGCUCAUCAGAAUCCCCAAGGACAGGGCGUUCAGAAUCAGAAUCCUCAACCUCUUCCACCGAUCCAUCAUCUGCAAGGAUCGUCAGGAGGUCUUGGUGGACAACUUCCACCCAUUGGACACCUUCACAUGCGACAGAUGCAUCAGGAAGCGGGUCAGCAGGGACAGCUAGUUCACUCUGGCUCCGCCCAUCACAUCGCUGGCCCCGCCCAUCAUGCUGGAGGCGGGACGAUUCAACGAAGAACAGUUUCGGGCACGAAUAUGGCUUAUAUGAAUGGCGCAGCAAAUGGAGGAAAUGGACCACAAGGACAGAGCUACGUUGUCAUGGGAUCAGGGCAAGCAGGAGAAGCCACGCCCACCCAGCAAGGAGGAGCCCAACAACAGCAACCCCAGCAUCCUCAAAUCCAACAGCAGCAGCAGCAGCAACAACAGAGAGUACAGUAUGUUCCACAGGGUGGCGGACGAGGUGCCUAUCCGACGAACACGCUGGUCAUGCAACGAGGUGGACGGGUGGUUAGGCCAACGGGACCAAUGCAAGCAGCCGCUGGUGGCGGCGGGCGUAUGUUCAUCGACAAUCGCCAUCAUCAAUACCCCCAGAACGUGGUGCCUGUUCGUGUGAUGCCCGCGGGACAACAACCACAACGAAUGAUAUCCGGACAGAGGAGACCGCCGGCACCAGGAACCGUCGCCGCAAUGGUACUACCGCAUCGAGCCGGAAAUGGUGGCGUUGGACAGAUUCGAACCAUGCAUCUUUCCAGACGAGGAGCGUACGCUGGUGGACCACCCGGAGGACCGCAAGGACCCAACGGCGGCCCUCAACAGCAGCGAAUCAACGUGAUGGUGCAACCGCAGAACAUGCGUGGAGCUCCAGGAGCCGGUGGACCCCAAAUGGGCGGAGUCCCAGCGAUCCGACGGCAGUUGGUGGGACGCACCAUGCAACGAGUCGAUGGAAACGCGCCUGGAGCGCCGCAGGUGGCUCAAGUGGUUGUUGCUCCACCCCAAGGCAUGCAGAAUGGACCGCCCGUGCUUCAUAUGCAGAGAGUACAGUAUCAACAGGCUCCGCCCCCUUCUCAGCAAGCUCCGCCUCCUCAGCACUAUCAGGGAGGACCUGGAGGAUCAGGACAAGGACAUCAGCAGGGACCAUCUGGAGGAGGAGGAGGAGCUCAGCCACCGCCUACGCAAUAA